This is a messenger RNA of Ylistrum balloti, 2042 nucleotides long. Its product is annotated as U4/U6 small nuclear ribonucleoprotein Prp31-like. Gene Ontology annotation, biological process: spliceosomal tri-snRNP complex assembly; mRNA splicing, via spliceosome. Bases 96 to 1574 code for a protein of 492 amino acids. Lineage: Eukaryota; Metazoa; Mollusca; Bivalvia; Pectinida; Pectinidae. The transcript has 14 exons. The record is from RefSeq and is a predicted model, not a curated record. Gene Ontology annotation, cellular component: precatalytic spliceosome; U4/U6 x U5 tri-snRNP complex; U4 snRNP.
AUGCAGCAGACAUAGGUUAUAACUGUUUACCAAACUACAAUUUGUGUCGGAGCUAGAAGCCCUUAAUCAACAGAGGAAGAUUCAGCUAAUACAAAAUGUCACUGGCAGAUGAAUUAAUUGCUGAUUAUGAAGAUGCUGAGGAUGAUUUGGAUGAAAAUGAGGCAGAAGUGGUGUCCAUGGACAUUGCAGAAGUUGAUGAAAAGGCUGAAGUAGAUUACAGAGAUAAAGAAACAGUAAAGAGCGUAGCUAAAUUAAGGGACAGUGAACAACUUGCAAAUAUUUUAGUCAACAUAGAAAAAUAUGCAUCACAACCAAGAAGAGAAAAAGUGGCUGGACCAGUUGAGGCUGAUCCAGAGUAUCAGCUCAUUGUAGAGGCUAAUAACAUCACUGUGGAAAUCGACAAUGAAAUAAAUGUAAUUCACAAGUUCACAAGAGAUCACUACUCCAAAAGGUUUCCUGAGCUGGAGUCACUCAUCCAGACCCCCAUGGAGUAUAUAAAGACAGUUAAGGAACUAGGAAAUAAUAUUAUGGAAAAUUCGAAAAAGAAUGAAGUCCUUCAAGAAAUUCUUGUACCAGCCACAAUAAUGGUGGUGAGUGUGACAGCCUCUACUACACCAGGGACAAGUCUUAGUGCAGAAGAGAUGACAACUGUAAUGGAAGCCUGUGAUAUGGCGAUAGAUCUGACAGAGUACAAGGCAAAGAUAUUUACGUACGUUGAAUCACGAAUGACCUUCAUCGCCCCCAAUGUUACUAUCAUUGUAGGAGCUUCCAUAGCUGCCAAACUUAUGGGUACUGCAGGAGGCCUGACAAACCUGUCUAAGAUGCCUGCUUGUAAUGUCCAGUCCCUUGGGGCCCAGAGAAAGACCUUGUCUGGCUUCUCCAUGGCAUCAAUACAGCCACACAUGGGCUACAUAUAUAACUGUGACAUAGUACAGAAAACUCCACCAGAGUUGCGGAAAAAAGCUGCCAGAUUGGUGUCAGCCAAGUGUACCCUGGCUGCUCGAGUGGACAGUUUCCAUGAGAGUGUGGAUGGAAAUGUGGGUGACAGUCUAAGGGCUGAGAUUGAUGGCAAGUUGGACAAGCUCCUUGAACCACCACCAGUGAAGACUGUCAAAGCCUUACCCACACCUAUAGAUGCCGCUCGUAAAAAGAGGGGAGGCCGCAGAGCAAGAAAAAUGAAGGAGAGACUUGGUUUGACUGAAGUCAGGAAAGCUGCAAACAGAAUGAAUUUUGGAGAGAUAGAGGAGGAUGCUUACCAGGAUGACCUUGGCUUUUCCUUGGGAACGCUGGGUAAAUCAGCUUCAGGACGUAUCAGGGGACCAGUAGUCGACUCCAAAACAAAGGCCAAGAUCUCUAAAACCUUACAGUUAAAAGUACAGAAGCAGAACCAGACAUGGGGAGGCAGUACAACAGUCAAACGACAGGUGUCUGGUACAGCAUCAAGUGUGGCAUUUACUCCUCUACAGGGUCUGGAGAUUGUCAAUCCCCAAGCAGCUGAGAAGAAGGUAUCGGGAGGAAGUUCCACCUACUUCUCUAGUACUGGCAGUUUCGUAAAUGUGAAACAGAACAGGUGAAGAUAUAGGAAAGUAAGCACACCCACGAAUGCUAAAUAAAGCUGAAAGAAGACAAUGGAACAUCUCGUCCAAUGGUAGGGUUGUCACCAUUAGGUGGUGCCUUUAAACAAUUUACAUUGGCUGACAAUUACGAGCAACUUGACAUCACAUACAACCUUCAGGCGUGUGGAAGUCCUUCAUAUUUCACCAUGAAAUGCUAUGGUAACUUCAGCUCGUGUAGUUAACAUUUUACUGUGGACCAGAGAAAUGUGCACCACGUACAAGAGAUUUUUAUUUUUUUGUAAAUAAAUCUGGUCAUUUUGUUGUCUGUUAAAGAUGAUCCUGUGUGGGUAAUGUUCUUGUGUGAUGGGAAAAAAAAAUGUCCAUAAUUUGUAUCAUUGCUAAAGUCGAUGACUUCAUCUUUCUUGGGUCUGUGGCUCAACCUCUAGUUGCUUGGCAAUUCAAUAAAUCACACAUACCAAACAUGUA